Messenger RNA from Penicillium cosmopolitanum, 1383 nucleotides. RefSeq names its product putative tetracycline transporter. The record is from RefSeq and is a predicted model, not a curated record. Bases 1 to 1383 code for a protein of 460 amino acids. Gene Ontology annotation, biological process: transmembrane transport. Gene Ontology annotation, cellular component: brush border membrane. Lineage: Eukaryota; Fungi; Ascomycota; Eurotiomycetes; Eurotiales; Aspergillaceae. The transcript has 2 exons. Gene Ontology annotation, molecular function: transmembrane transporter activity.
AUGGCAAUCGCUGGCGCCCAACGCAAACAAGUCCUAAAGGUCUUAAUGAUCUCCCUACUCUUGGACCUGAUAUCAUUCACAUUCAUCCUCCCCCUCUUCCCCUCCCUCCUAACAUUCUACCGAAUCCAAGACACAUCCUCAACCUCCAAAACCUCCCUCCUAACAAAAAUCCUGCACUACCUAAACGCCUACAAAAACGCCUUCGCCCUCCCCAUCGAUUCCCGCUAUGACAUCGUCCUCCUCGGCGGAGCUCUCGGUUCCCUAUUCUCCCUCCUCCAAGCAAUCGCCGCCCCCAUAAUCGGCCAUCUAUCCGACCGCCACGGCCGUCGUCGCGCGCUGCUGAUUUCAAUGAUUGGCAAUAUCGCCAGUGUCGCGUUAUGGGUCAGCGCGAAGGAUUUCCGUACAUUCCUCGCGUCGCGCGUUGUGGGUGGUCUUUCCGAGGCGAAUGUUCAACUUGCGGACGCGAUUGUCGGCGAUGUUACGGAUGAGGCAGGGAGGAGUGGGUGUAUGGCGCUUAUUGGGGCUUGUUUUAGUGUUGCGUUUACAGUUGGACCUGUGCUUGGUGCGGCUUUGGGGAGUGUGGAUGUUGUUAAGGAUAAUCCGUUUUUUGUGGCGGCGGGGGUUUCUUUGGGGUUUGUCGUUGUUGAGACGGGGUUUAUUUGGGCUUUCUUGCCGGAGACGCAUCCGAGGUUUACUUUGCUUGAGAAGGAGGAGUCUCGACCCUCUGCUGGGGAAAAGAAGGGAGAGGUCAAGAAGCAGAAGCAGAAGCAAAAGAACUCGAAAGAACCAACUCAUAUCCACACGAAUAAUCCCGCCAUCCUGAACGCCCUUCACUUCCUAUUCCUCCUCCCAUUCGCAGGACUGGAAUUCUCCCUCCCAUUCUUCACCGCGACACUAUAUGCCGACACCACCAGUUCCAGCUCCAGCAGUCCCGCCGCACUAAACGGCCGCCUCCUCUCACUAAUGGGUCUAAUAGCCUCUUUACUCCAAGGUACAGUCGUCCGCCGUCUGCCGCCCCUAACAACGAUUCGAAUCGGCGUCAUAGCAUGCGCUAUCUCAUUCUUCCUCCUGGCGCGCGUGGAGACUGUGGCGGGACUGUACGCUGCUGGUGGGUUAUUGGCUGUUACGUCCGCGACUGUUGUUACGGGACUUAAGAGUUUGGGCAGUUUUGAAGCGAGGGAUUUAGAUCGUGGUGCUGUUAUGGGGAGGUUGAGGGGGUGGGGGCAGGCUGGAAGGGCUACGGGGCCGGUUUUGUUUUGUUCGCUUUUUUGGUGGGCUGGUAGGGAGGUUGCUUAUAGUGUUGGUGGGGUCGCAAUGGUGGUUGUUGCUGGGGCUGUUUUUUUGUUGUUGAAGGCACCUGUUGUUCGUGGUAAGGUGGAUUGA